CAGAUCAGGAUGUCCGUUUACAUGGGUGUUUUUAAGUGUAGGGGUGGGAUUUCGGGAGAGAUGCCGUCCAAUAAGUGUGUCUCAGACGCCCCGAUCACACAGUUUGUGAACUGUAGGAUACUGAAGAACCACAGACUGCAAUGGGAAGACCUGUGGGUCCGCGAGGGCAAGAUUCUGAACCCAGAGAAGCUGUUUUUCGAUGAAGAGGGUUUUGCAGAUCUCAAAGUUGACUGCGGGAAUAAAAUCAUUGCACCUGGAUUCAUAGAUGUACAGAUAAAUGGUGGAUAUGGCAUCGACUUCUCCCAGGCCAGUGGUGACAUCAGAAGAGGCGUGGCUCAGGUGGCCAAAAAGAUUCUAGAACACGGUGUCACUUCCUUCUGCCCGACCCUGGUCACGUCUCCACCGGACAUAUACCAUAAGGUCAUUCCUGAGCUCAAAGUUCAGGAUGGAGGACCUGAAGGGGCAGGAGUUUUAGGUAUUCAUCUGGAGGGGCCGUUCAUCAGUGAACAGAAGAGAGGCGCUCACCCUCCUAAGUUCCUCCGCACUUUUAAAGCGGGGGGCGUGGCCGACCUGAUGGAGACUUAUGGGCACCUGGACAACGUCGCCAUGGUGACCCUCGCACCAGAACUAGCCAAUAGCGCGGCUGCAAUCCGUGAACUGUCAGGAAGAGGCAUAGCGGUGUCACUUGGUCACUCUAUGGCUGAUCUCUCUCAGGCUGAAGAGGCUGUGCAGCAUGGAGCCAUGUUCAUUACACACUUAUUUAAUGCCAUGCUGCCUUUCAUCUGA
This is a messenger RNA of Sinocyclocheilus rhinocerous, 786 nucleotides long. Its product is annotated as N-acetylglucosamine-6-phosphate deacetylase-like. Gene Ontology annotation, biological process: N-acetylglucosamine catabolic process. The coding region runs from base 10 to 786 and encodes 258 amino acids. Gene Ontology annotation, molecular function: N-acetylglucosamine-6-phosphate deacetylase activity. Lineage: Eukaryota; Metazoa; Chordata; Actinopteri; Cypriniformes; Cyprinidae. The transcript has 8 exons. The record is from RefSeq and is a predicted model, not a curated record.